This is a messenger RNA of Mercurialis annua (annual mercury), 1475 nucleotides long. RefSeq names its product GDSL esterase/lipase At4g16230-like. The record is from RefSeq and is a predicted model, not a curated record. Gene Ontology annotation, molecular function: hydrolase activity, acting on ester bonds. The coding region runs from base 230 to 1324 and encodes 364 amino acids. The transcript is spliced from 5 exons. Lineage: Eukaryota; Viridiplantae; Streptophyta; Magnoliopsida; Malpighiales; Euphorbiaceae.
GCUUCACUUUUUAUUUUUAUUUUGUAAUUUUGUUUUCAAAAUGUUGUAUAUAGCUGAAUAUUGGACUGAUCAAGCAUUUAAAAGAACUGUAAGAAACCAGCACAUUUCUCUUGCUUUUUUUUACAAGUAGCAGCUUAGCUCCUUUAUAAUUUGGUCUGCUAUAUUAAAAAUUUAAUGGUCGACGAUCAGAUGGCAAACAUAUUUUAGUAUCUUUUUAUUUUUGUAUGCAAUGAGCAUCCUCUCACAAACAAUGGCGUUUCAAGUAUUGAUAUUGAUCUUGGUUUUGUCGGAGACAAGCAUUGCAAUGGACAUUCCUGCCAAUUUUGUCUUCGGUGACUCACUGGUUGAUGCAGGAAACAACAAUUAUAUAGCGUCUCUCUCCAAGGCUAAUUAUAUUCCAAACGGAAUUGAUUUCGGCAGACCGACCGGUCGAUACACCAAUGGCAGAACCAUUGCUGACAUAAUAGGCCAAGAAUUAGGUUUCACAGAUUUCACUCCUCCUUACUUGGCUCCCACGACAGUAUGUCCUGUAAUUCUGAGAGGUGUCAACUAUGCUUCAGGUGGCGGUGGAAUUCUUAAUCAUACUGGCAAGAUCUUUGGCGGAAGAAUCAACUUGGACGCGCAGAUUGAUAACUUUGCAAACACUAGACAAGACAUAAUUUCAAGAAUUGGUUCUCCUGCAGCUCUGGAUUUGCUUCAAAGAGCUCUGUUCUCGGUUACAAUCGGGUCGAAUGAUUUCAUUAAUAACUACUUUACACCAGUUGUCUCUGCACUCGAGCAAAAGUUGAUAUCUCCAGAUGUGUUUGUGGACAGCAUGAUAGCAAGAUUCAGACUACAACUUACUAGACUGUACAAUUUGGGUGCUAGAAAGGUGGUUGUGGCGAAUGUGGGGCCGAUUGGAUGCAUACCAUUCGAAAGGGAUACAAAUCCAUCCGCCGGGAAUAAUUGUGUUAGUCUUCCUAAUCAGGUAGCUCAGCUAUACAAUGCACGACUGAGAAGCCUUAUCGCGGAGCUUCAGACAAGCCAGAAAGGAUCAACAUUGGUUUAUGCAGAUGUUUAUCGCAUCGUAGAUGACAUAAUACAGAACUACGUUUCAUACGGUUUUGAGAAUGCAAAUGGAUCAUGCUGCUAUUUAGCAGGGAGAUUUGGUGGUCUAGUACCAUGUGGACCAACAUCUAAAAUUUGUGCAGACAGAUCAAAGUUUGUGUUCUGGGAUCCAUACCAUCCGUCCGAUGCGGCUAAUGUCCUCAUCGCAAAGCGACUGGUCGACGGCAACUUGAAUGACAUUUCACCUAUGAACAUUCGUCAACUCUCGACGGUUUAAUUUUAUCAGGAGAUCUUAGUUAGGGAAUUAAACUAUUAAGUCCUGGCAUGUAGUAAAAGGUGUAGCUACUUGUUUUGACUUGUGAGAUGAAACGCAUGAUAUCUUAAAUAAUUUACACAUUCCAAUGCUGGAAGAUGAUAAAUUAUGCCUA